Messenger RNA from Anopheles marshallii, 2979 nucleotides. RefSeq names its product GPI inositol-deacylase. Gene Ontology annotation, cellular component: endoplasmic reticulum. The transcript has a single exon. Lineage: Eukaryota; Metazoa; Arthropoda; Insecta; Diptera; Culicidae. The record is from RefSeq and is a predicted model, not a curated record. Gene Ontology annotation, molecular function: phosphatidylinositol deacylase activity. Gene Ontology annotation, biological process: endoplasmic reticulum to Golgi vesicle-mediated transport; GPI anchor metabolic process. The coding region runs from base 1 to 2979 and encodes 992 amino acids.
AUGAUUUUACGUUUGUUCAUCCUGCUACCGGUGCUGGUGGUGGCACUGUUCCUGUACGGUGCCAUCGUAAACAUCGGCUACAUCGAGGAGAAUCGAUGUCGUAUGACGUACAUGUUCGAACAUCCGCAAUAUACACGGCUGCCCGUUCAGGGAAAUGAACGAUUCCCGAAGUACGGGCUGUAUGCGUACUCGGAGGGUUACAUUACGCAGCGGGUCCAACAGCGUAUCUUUACCGGUGCACCGGUACUCUUCGUGCACGGGAGUGGCGGUUCGUACAAGCAAGUGCGCUCCCUAGCCUCGGUUGCACUGCGCAAGGGAAUCGACAACAACUGGCAGGCCCAUUUGGAUUAUUUUAGCGUGGACCUUAACGAGGAACUAUCCGGCGUGUACGGUGGAUACCUGCAGGAUCAAACAGAGUUUCUUGAACUGUGCAUACAAGAAAUUGCCCGUUUGUAUGGUGCCCGUGGCCGUUCCAUUCGCAUGUUUAUCGUCGGACAUUCAGUAGGAGGAAAACUGGCCCAGGCUGUCGUUGCACAGACGGGAGUACGGGGAAAUAUCGCUCGGCAUAUAACGGGUAUAGUGACCCUGUCGGCACCGGUCGAUAAACCGGUCGCACUGCUCGAUCAUUACCAUCACAGUUUCUACGAUCGUAUUGAGCAGGCAUGGAGAACGAACAGAUCCGUGGCCGGGGAGCUGAAACAUUCUUCACCGAAAGCAUCACUCGAUGGCAUUCUGUUCGUCACGAUCGGUGGCGGAAUCCGGGAUAUAAUUGUGCACGACGGGCUGACCUCGUCACGGUAUGCCGAUUUACACGCGAUGACCCACAACAUUCCGAACGUAUGGCUUUCGGUUGAUCAUCUGUGUGCGAUGUGGUGCCUUCAGUUUGUGCUGGUCAUGAACCGAUUCCUCUUCAGCAUGGUUGUCCCCCAGGGACGCAAUAGCUUUGCGUUCGUCGAAGCGAAACAGGUGCAGCUAGAUAAGGCGAUCCGUUUCUUAUCACAACCAUUUGCCAGCUCGUUGGAUGAUGACGAUGAGAAUGAGCGUGUACCGGUUGGAAAAGAUAAAGAGAUAUCGCUGGUCCAACAUUACCCGGAACAGGAAGAUUGGAUCGAGGAUAUCCGACGGUCGUUUACCGAGCAACAUCGUGCCGGAAUGCAUCGUACGCGCGUUCAAAUGAUUCGUCUCGUAUCGGACAAAGCGUUCCAUCGAUUUUUGCGCGUGGAGGUCAUCAAUUCCGAACAGGACAACUGGCUGUCCGGUUGCGCGGCAGUGGAAAUAUACGGCAACUCGCGCAUGUGCCAGAAAGCGGGCUCACUCGCUAACUACACACUACCGGUUCCAUCGUCGAAAUUUGAUCGUUUCGGCGCUCUGUUGGAUAUGCACGAGCUGAAACGCAACAACCCGUCCUGGACGCACGUACUCGUGAAGAUUCCACGCACCAUUAAGCCAGUCCAGUUCAGUGUGGAUAUAUUUAACCCGGACGAAAGGAUGAUACACCUUACCAUGCCGUACUGGUUCGAUUAUCGAGCUCAUACUAUCCUCCAGGAUGCAUCGCCGGAUGAUUCGUUCUAUAGGAUAAACAUUCGUGGGAUGAGACACACCUAUCAGACCAUUGCGCUAGAUAUUACUGCCAUGUCGUGCGGUGGCGUUAAGGGAACCGUUGUCGUGAAAGUGCACGUUCCAUGGGCCAGCGGGUACGAUCGUUAUGCGUUCCACGAGGAACUGAACCAAACUACCGUAUACAUUUACCCACCGAUUGAGAAGCCACCUGGAGGGGAAGGAGAAGAGGAGGUGCCAAUUCAACUAGACGUGCAUCUUACACCCGGAUGCAAGUAUCGUAUACGCUACGCACAGUCGUUACGCGUCAGCAUUGCGCGUAUUGUGCAGCAGCAUCUAGUGCUCAUACCGGCACACUCCAUUGCACUGCUGUUGCUCGCCUUUAAGGAUCAACUGUCACAAACCGCCCACGACGAUCCGGCAUUCGUGGUCGGGAAACUGCGCAGCUCGUUAACCAAACCUGGACCGCUAGUACUGUUGCUAGCGACCAGUUCCCUCAUCGCCAAGUUCCUAACUCUGUUUAAAGCUAUUCCCCGCGUGGAACAGCUCGCCACACCGCUAGUUGUUUCGAUACUCAUUCACCUGGUCUCGCUCGGUGUGCUCGUAAUCGCUACGCUCGGUCUGUGGGGUGCGAUCGCUUUCUGUGCCAAUUUUGCCCACAAAAUUAUACUGCGAUUGAUAGCGCUGCCGAUACCGGUCAUGUCCUCUACAUUCCUGUCCUGCAUACACAAGUUCCCGGUGGCCAUUGCCGUGCUGCUGAUAGCGAUCGCACUAACUGCUUGCGGUGGUGUCAGUUUGCUGUGUGCGGCCGCCGUUUACUUUGUGCUACUCUCGAAAGCGUAUGAAGAUUAUUUGGAAAACUUCGUGUUUCAUACGGCGCGCAAAAUAGCGGCCCGCCUAUUCGGUGCACGGGAACAGACCGAACGCGACGGCAAACGUAGAAGACACCGGAGACGGCCGGCAAACGAAACUGGAGAUGAGCUGAUGGUGAUUAACUUUCAUCUGCCACUGUUUUUCUUGGUGAUUAUGUUGGCCCUGCUCAAUGUGCCAAGUGUUAUUACCUGGGCCAAGAACUAUCACUACGCGAACACGCUGCAACCGGACCCAUCGCUAGUGCCGGCACUGAUCGUGCUGGUCUGUUUGGCCGUCCUGUGGCAGCUAAACACGCCCCGGAACGUUUACGGGUACGAACUGUUGGCCGCCCUGCUGGUCAUAGUGGCCUUCGUAUCGGUGCUCUAUUGCCAAGUGCACGUAUACCGACUUAAUUAUUCGAUAGGAUUAGUAUUUCUCGCCAUCACCGUACACCAAAUAAUUGCGCCAAAACGACGUGACGUCGUGGAGAUGGAUGUCGCUGAGGAGAAGGAAUCGGAUGGGAUCGUGCAGCAGCAAGCGGAUCAGGAGUCUGCAGCGGAUGAGAAGUAA